Messenger RNA from Hippocampus comes (tiger tail seahorse), 1581 nucleotides. RefSeq names its product transcription factor jun-B-like. Gene Ontology annotation, cellular component: transcription regulator complex. The record is from RefSeq and is a predicted model, not a curated record. Bases 306 to 1319 code for a protein of 337 amino acids. Gene Ontology annotation, biological process: regulation of cell cycle; regulation of transcription by RNA polymerase II; regulation of cell population proliferation. Lineage: Eukaryota; Metazoa; Chordata; Actinopteri; Syngnathiformes; Syngnathidae. The transcript has a single exon. Gene Ontology annotation, molecular function: transcription factor binding; DNA-binding transcription factor activity, RNA polymerase II-specific; RNA polymerase II cis-regulatory region sequence-specific DNA binding.
GUCGGCUGCUUGUCAUAAAAGAGAGGAAACUAAAGAGACGAUCAGACAGGUUUUCAAAAUUACAGACUCACCAACACACGAGUGGGAUGAAAACAACUGAAUUAGUCACUGGACUGCGCUUUGAUUCCAACUAAAGGUACAAAUCGACGACUUGAUAUAGUAGAGUUCCUCUAUUUGGGAGGUUUUGCUGUUUUUUUACAAUAGUGCUCUUCAAAAUAAUAAUACAUCAGGACUUGCUGGAGAUUGAGUUGGGACACCUUCACGAACUCACGUAGCCUAUUUGCCUGUCUGAUUUUAAAGCGAAUAUGUCCUCAAUAAUGGAACAGCCUUUUUAUGACGACUCGUUUCUCUCUGCUUAUGGCCAUCCAGGCGCAGCCCUGUCAGACUACAAGUUACUAAAGCAGAACAUGAACUUGAACUUGUCUGAUCCUUAUCGGAGUUCCAACUUCAAGUCUCACCACCUGCGCGCCGACUCCGAGUUGUAUUCGGCGGCCACGGCGGACCCGGGCUCCCUCAAACUCGCCUCUCCGGAUUUGGAGCGACUCAUCAUCCAGAACAGCAACGGGCUCAUCACUACCACGCCGACGCCGAGCCAGUACCUGUACAACCGCGGGAUCACAGAGGAGCAGGAGGGCUUUGCCGAAGGUUUCGUGAAAGCUCUGGACGACUUGCACAAGAUGAACCAGAUGGCACCGCCCAACGUGUCCAUCGGAACCGGGGGUGUAGCCUGUUCGGCGCCCGGUUCGGUGUACGGGUCACCCAUGCAGCCCGAGCCGCUCGAGUACACGAACCUGGGCAGUUGCUCCACGAACCCCGGCUUGUCGUCGGCUGUCAGUUACCCGUCCGCCACCAUCAGCUACCUGCCGCACCACCCCUACCACCACCCGCACCCCCAGUCGCAUCACCCCCAUGGAGGUGCGCACGCGCCCCACUCCUUCCAACACUCGUUGGCCGGCGCUGGGCUCCACGCACCGCGCUUCAGCGGCCUCAAGGAGGAGCCCCAGACCGUCCCGGACAUGCCGAGCAGCGACAACAGCUCGCCGCCCAUGUCCCCCAUAGACCUGGAGAAUCAGGAGCGAAUCAAGGCGGAGCGCAAGCGGCUCAGGAACCGGCUGGCCGCGUCCAAGUGUCGGCGGCGUAAGCUGGAGCGCAUUGCCCGUUUGGAGGACAGAGUGAAGGUUCUGAAAACGGACAACGCGGGGCUGUCCAACACGGCCUCCCUCCUACGGGAGCAGGUGGCCCAACUCAAACAGAAAGUUAUGACACAUGUGAGCAGCGGCUGUCAGCUCAUGUUGUCUCCCAAAGUCAAAUCCUACUGAGGAAACCGAACUUAGCACUUUGAAAACACUGGACUGGAACUGCACUGACAGCACGGGUUACUGGAUUGUUGUGGCUGAAACUAAAGUACAUGGGAAUCAGUGAAAACGAACACACUUUGGGCAUUUUGGAGCACAACUUGUCCUGUUUACAUUGUACAUUGUGAUGAAUUCUCUUGUAACUUAUUUCUGCUGUCAGGUUGAACCUGACCAUUAUUUUUUGUACCUGUACAGUAUAUUUAAGUAAAAGAAAUGAUACACUUGA